Molecule: messenger RNA, 3601 nt
Organism: Mustela erminea (ermine)
Lineage: Eukaryota; Metazoa; Chordata; Mammalia; Carnivora; Mustelidae
Gene: EXOC3L1
Product: exocyst complex component 3 like 1
Exons: 14
Coding region: 1092-3455 (787 amino acids)
Biological process (GO): exocytosis; exocyst localization
Cellular component (GO): exocyst
Molecular function (GO): SNARE binding
Source: RefSeq, a predicted model, not a curated record
UGUUAUGUUUGAUACCAUCAUUAUUUGUCAUUUAUUUUAGGUCAAGGUCUCUGUGAAGCUGUCUUUGAGACAGGGAUCUGCCCGCAGGGGAGUUUAUUGAGGAUCCUCCCUCGUAAGGGAGUAAGACAAGACGUGCAAAAUUGGGCAGAAACCAUGAUACAGUUAUAAUCGAGGCCUCAAGCCAUCCUAUUAGCAGCACUGAAACUGGGGUGGCCCUUCCAAGGUGGUCCAUGUCCAGGCAAGGUUACCAGGUCUUUGUGCCCUAACUUCAAGUGAGAGACUCAGCUGUGACAUCUCAGCAACCUACACUACUGGCAGCUAGGGGAACAAGUGGUGUUGUCUUGAAGGGUGGAUUGGGGUGGUAACUGGGGUUCACUAUAUUAGUACUAGCCGGUGGUCCUCUCCAUGGCCCUCUCUAACUCUUAAGACAAACACAGCUUUCAUAGCUCUUCUACCCCUCUCUCAUGAUCACCCACCACACACCUUCCUCACAACAGCCUCUGGCCUCUCACCUCUCUGCAGAGGUGCAUACCCUCUUCUGAAAAGCCAUCAACACAGUUUUUCCACUGUGAUGUUGUCUGCACCCAUAUUUGUGUGCCCUAUUCUCCACCCCAAGUUGGGGCCGUCUAGUUCAUGUCUGUGUCCUGAGCACCAAAAAGUCCUGGAUGGACUGGGCAGGACUCAGGGUUCACAGGGAGUAUGCCCCCUCCCCCCAAGGAAGUGGCGCCCAGCCCUCUCCACAAUGCAGAUGCACUUUCCUGUUGGGAAUAAAGGGCCAGAGGCUCAGCUUCCUUCCUUUCCAGCAUUUGGCCUUGGGGAAGGAGGGGCCUUGGACAGAGGAGGGUGCUCCUGGGCUGGGAGGUGGUACAGAGCCUUCCUUGGGGAGAAGUCUGCUGCGUGCUGAGGUGUGGGCUGGAACUACCCAGGCCUCGUGAGCCGGGGGAGAGAACACCCAGUUCUGCCCUGAAGACUGGGGAAGAGGGACAUCCUCAAGGCCAAGACUGUUUUCAAAGGAGAAAGAACUCGAUGCCUGGUCAAGUCUGACUCUUGCCCCCACUCCUACCUCAUCUUCGGCUCCUCCAGGGACUGCCAUGGACUCAGCAACCAAGGACGAAAUGCAGCCCUCACUUCCCCCCGGCUCUUCCUGCCCAGGGCCUGAGUGGCCAGAGCAGGAGAGGGCGGAGCAGCUUGCCCGAGGAGCAGCACUCAAAUGGGCCUCGGGUAUCUUCUACCGGCCGGAGCAGCUGGCCAGACUGGGCCAGUACCGCAGCCGUGAGGUUCAGCGUACCUGUUCCCUGGAAGCACGCAUCAAGUCAGUGGUGCAGUCCUACCUGGAGGGCGUGAAGACUGGCGUGUGGCAGCUGGCCCAGGCUUCUGAGGCCGUGCAGGGAGCCCGUGAGGCCCUGGGCCAGGCCCAUGGGUUGCUACAGGGUAUGGCAGAGACCACGCAGACCCUGAAACCGCUGCGGGAACAGGUUGCACAGCACAAGCAGCUGCGGGUCCUGUCUCAGCUGCUGCCCCGGCUGUGGGCAGUGCCAGCUGCAGUGGCCCACACACAGACCCUGAUUGAUGCCCAGCGGCUCUUGGAAGCAUAUGUGUGUCUUCGGGAGCUGGAGCAGCUACAAGAAGAGACAUGGGCCCCUCUGGAGGGCCUGGAGUUGCCAGUCUUUGAGGGGCUGGGCCCUCUGGCUGAGGCUCUUGGCCGGGCAGUGGAAACAGUUGCAGGGGCCGCAGGGCAGCUGGCAAGGGAGGACCCAGCCUUGCUGGUGGCCGCUGUGCGUGUGGCGGAGGUGGAUGCUGGGUACAUGGCCUCCCUAGAGCUGGCCCCCAGGGACUGGCGGCAGCGCUGUCUGCAGGCAUUACAGGAGGGCCUGGAGCGGACCCACUUUGGGACACCUCUUCUUCCUGAGCCAGGGGCCCUGGCAGGGUGGCUGGAAGCCCUGCGGGUGGCUUUACCAGCCGAGUUGGCCUUAGCUGAAGCACUAGUAGCACCCUGCUGCCCACCACACUACAAAGUGGUCCAGCUAUGGGCCCACACCCUGCACAGUGGACUGCGCCGCUGCCUGCAGCAACUCCUGGAAGGGCCCGGACUAGGAGCUGCUGAUGCCUUCACCUUGCUGCACUGGGCACUGCAUGUGUACCUGGGGCCAGAGAUGAUGGGGAGCCUAGAGUUGGGGCCUGAGGCUGAUGUGUCUCAGCUGGAGCCCCUCCUGACCCUGGAGAACAUUGAACAGCUGGAGGCAACAUUUGUGGCCCAAACUCAGGCCAAUGUGACCCAGUGGCUGCAGAGGGCACUGGAUGGGGAGGUAGCUGAGUGGAACCGAGAGCAGGAACCCGGCACAGACUCUUCUGGCUUCUACCACUCACCUAUGCCGGCCAUAGUGUUGCAGAUCCUGGAAGAGAACAUUCGUGUGACCAGCCUGGUCAGCGAGUCACUGCAGCAGCGGGUGCAUGGCAUGGCACUAUCAGAACUGGGCACAUUCCUGAGGAGGUCUGCCAAGGCACUGACCCACAUCCAACCCCUAGCCCUGCUCCUGGGGCAGCCCAAAGGGGAUCUGAGUGAAUUAGACACACUAGGAGGAAAGGGCAUCUUCAAAACAGGCUCUUGGGUUUCUUUGAGCUUUAGUGAUGCUCUGAUCCGAUUCUCUCGAGACCACACCAGUGGGGAAGCAACAGCUCCUCAUUAUGUGCCCUACCUACUGGCCACCCUCAACCACCAGUCAGCACUCAGCUCCUCCGUGUCAGGCCUGCAGCCCGAAGGGGCGGCUUCGGGAGCGUUGGCUCCGGUGGGGACAGCGCUGGACGAGUUACAGAGGAGGAUUUGCCGUCUGGUGUUGGAGGCGCUGCUGGCAGAGCUCCAACCCCUGUUCGCGGCUCUGCCCUCACGCCGGUGGCUGUCGAGCCCAGAGCUACUGGACGAUGUGUGCGAGCGGACAGCGCGCUUCUGCCAGGAGUUUAGGCGCGUGCGGGAUCCUGCGGCCCAGCUGCUCCUGGCGGAGGCAGAACGUAUGGUGGUACUGCAGUACCUACGUGCGCUGAUGCAGGGCCGCCUAGUGUGCCGAGGAGCCCACGAGAGGACCCAGGUGGCCGAGCGCCUGCAGCACGACGCGGCCCAGCUUCGGGAGCUUUUCCUUGGUUUGGGCCUAGAGGAGAGUGUUCAGUGCGCACCAGUGCUCCUCGCUCUGCGGGAUCUGUUGAACCUCCGCGACCCCAUGCUGCUUGGCCUCGAGGUGGCGGGUCUACGACAAAAAUUUCCCGACGUGAGCGAGGAUCAUAUCUCUGCCCUCUUGGACCUGCGCGGGGACGUGUCGCGGGAGCAGCGCCUGGCCGCACUCAGCUCCUUGCAGGCCGGCCCGCAGCCCUCGCCCUCUGCCGGUCGCCGCGCACUCUUCAGCCUAGUCCCAGCACCUACCCCUGCGCUGUCCUCUUGCCUUCCCUCGGGGCCCUGUGCCUGACGCCCGGCUGCCCUCCGGAUACAGGGAUGGCCCCCAGAGGCCUGAAUUGUGUAAUGGAGAAGGGGGUAUAAAAUAAAAGUGUGAUUGGGACGCCUGGGUGGCUCAGUGGGUUAAGCCGCUGCCUUCGGCUCAGGUCAUGAUCUCAG